CGCCUCUGCGGAAGGCGCUGCGCUGGCCUCCUCGCACUUCCUCUCCGGGAGUCCGUGCAGGGAGCACCCGCUCCAGGAGCUCCAGGACGCCGAGGCCCUGCCCUGGUCAGACAGCGCAGAGAUGUCCGAGCAAAGUAAGGACCUGAGCGACCCCAACUUUGCAGGCGAGGCCCCCAGCCCCGGGGCGCACACCAGCCCCGGGGAGCCGGUGGGGGUCCCUCUGCCAGCUUCUCCGGCCGCUCCCCUCGCCCAGCCCCCCAGCCCCCCCGCAGGCCCGAGCGCUUCGCCGUCGCCCCGGGACGAGAUGGAGGAAGUGGACCCGAAGAUCCUGCGGCAGGCCGCCGAGGAAGGCCUGGUCUACCAUCCCCUGAGUGCGCCCCAGCCGGGCCCCGCGCCGCCCGCCCCGGCCCAGCUGGUGCAGAAGGCGCACGAGCUCAUGUGGUACGUGCUGGUCAAGGACCAGAACAAGGUGGUCAUCUGGUUUCCAGACAUGGUGAAGGAUGUCAUCGGCAGCUACAAGAAAUGGUGCAGAAGCAUCCUCAGGCGCACCAGCCUCAUCCUCGCCAGAGUUUUCGGGCUGCACCUGAGGCUGAUCAGCCUGCACACCAUGGAGUUUGCACUGGUCAAAGCCCUCAGCCCAGAGGAACUGGACAGGGUGGCGCUCAACAACCGCAUGCCCAUGACAGGCCUGCUGCUCAUGAUCCUGAGCCUCAUCUACGUGAAGGGCAGAGGUGCCAGGGAGAGUGCCGUCUGGAACGUGCUGCGCAUCCUGGGGCUUCGGCCCUGGAAGAAGCACUCCACCUUCGGGGACGUGAGGAAGCUCAUCACCGAGGAGUUCGUCCAGCAGAAGUACCUGAAGUACCAGCGCAUCCCCUACACGGAGCCCCCUGAGUACGAGUUCUUCUGGGGAUCCAGAGCCAGCCAGGAGAUCACCAAGAUGCAAAUCAUGCAGUUCCUAGCCAGGGUCUUUAAGAAAGACCCCCAGGCCUGGCCUUCCCGGUACAGAGAAGCUCUGGAGGAGGCCAGAGCCCUGCAGGAGGCGAAUGCCCCUGUCCACUGCCCCCGCAGCAGUGUCUCUGAGGACUAGGGAGGUCUGGAGGCAGAUUCAAGGUGUCUGACCCUCACCAGUGCUGUGAAAGGGUGGGGUGGAUCCUUAGCCUAUUCAGAAUUCACAGUGCAGUAUUUCAUGUGUAACUUUUAAGUUUUCAGUACCACGCUUUUAUACCUUUACUGCAAUGUUGUAUUCAUUUGGGUACGGUUGAGUAGUGUUUAGGAUUUAUGCAUGUUUGUUUAUAAGUAAGUUCAGUUGGUGCUUUGGCUUUUGUGCUUUCUUGGAUUUCUUUUGUAUCAGAAAUGUGCUAAACUUAUGAAGUACAUUGUAAACUUUAUCAUCUUAUUCUUUGUAUGGGACCCAUGAUGUGUGUUGGGAUAGACUGUUCCUGGAACUUGGGAAGAACUCACAGGAAAGCUGGCCUGACCACGAGAAGAGUGAGGCCCCUCCUGCUCAGUGACCUGGCUGGGCACAGGAAAUAGCCAUGCGGAGUGAACUGAUUUGGACUGCAACGGUCUCCCUGUGGGCACUUGGCACACCUCGCUACACAUGUACAACCCCACCAUGAAUAAACUUUAAACAUUAAAGAUUCUUGUGAUACAAUCA
Chinchilla lanigera (long-tailed chinchilla) is the source of this 1657-nucleotide messenger RNA. It is a transcript of the gene Ndn, whose product is annotated as necdin. The transcript has a single exon. Gene Ontology annotation, biological process: negative regulation of transcription by RNA polymerase II. NCBI's taxonomy places the organism in Eukaryota, Metazoa, Chordata, Mammalia, Rodentia, Chinchillidae. The coding region runs from base 122 to 1087 and encodes 321 amino acids. The record is from RefSeq and is a predicted model, not a curated record. Gene Ontology annotation, cellular component: nucleus.